This is a messenger RNA of Guyanagaster necrorhizus, 728 nucleotides long. RefSeq lists its product as uncharacterized. The record is from RefSeq and is a predicted model, not a curated record. NCBI's taxonomy places the organism in Eukaryota, Fungi, Basidiomycota, Agaricomycetes, Agaricales, Physalacriaceae. The transcript is spliced from 2 exons. Bases 186 to 578 code for a protein of 130 amino acids.
AAAUGAGCAGAACGUAUACAGGUCGGGUGGCCUGUAGUUACUCUGCGGCAUUUGGCUUGUAGAUUGGUCCGAAUUUACUUUCUUUUACCUCCACCAUCAACUUGAUGCCUGAAGGUCGGAACUGCAGGCCGAUGUUUUCCUGGCCAUGUGAAAUGUGAAAAGUGCCAUCAUGACCUGUUUCGUACAUGCUCGCUCCCUGGAUACCACGGAGGCGCCAAGGAAACACAUUAUUCUUGGUGCUCGAGAAACUUGCUUUUGAACCCUCAGAAUUCCUCGGCUUCAAGACCGGCACCAGCCUAAACAUCCUUACUUUUCUCAUGAUCUGCUACCAUUUUGGUCCUACAUCCAACUCUUUCUCUGAUUAUUAUCCCAAGCGAGCUUGGCGUGGAAUAGUUUUUGGGUCAUGCCCACAUAUGUUUGGCUUUUUGGAAGCCUUUUUCACGUAUCUGGUGAAACGAUGGGUUUGUGGACGUCCUGGCAACUGCCCUUCAGAUGAUUGCCGCCGUGCGCUGAAAUCUCCGCUUCUAGACUCUGGACGAGACCACCGACUUGAAAGGUUUCCAAUAAUGACACCAUAAUUCUAUGACUUCACACAGACACUACGCACGCCUAACGCUCACAUUACCUGUUUACUUUUUUUUCCUUUACCAUGACCUCCAGCUGGUUCAUUUUCCGCUCACGAUGAUGAGAAACGCGCACUUUCUUCAGUCAAACUCUACUGUAUCGUU